Maudiozyma barnettii is the source of this 1185-nucleotide messenger RNA. It is a transcript of the gene CPT1, whose product is annotated as diacylglycerol cholinephosphotransferase. The record is from RefSeq and is a predicted model, not a curated record. Gene Ontology annotation, molecular function: phosphotransferase activity, for other substituted phosphate groups. The transcript has a single exon. Lineage: Eukaryota; Fungi; Ascomycota; Saccharomycetes; Saccharomycetales; Saccharomycetaceae. Gene Ontology annotation, cellular component: membrane. The coding region runs from base 1 to 1185 and encodes 394 amino acids. Gene Ontology annotation, biological process: phospholipid biosynthetic process.
AUGGGGUUCUUUAUACCAGAGAAUGCGCUAAACAAUUUAAAGCUUUACAGAUACCAGAGUGAGGAUCACUCAAUAUUAUCCAAUGCUUUUCUAAAAACAUUCUGGAGAAAAGUUGCCCUUAUAUUCCCUGUGUGGAUGGCUCCUAACUUGGUCACGCUCUCUGGAUUGACAUUUAUCAUCAUCAAUGUCUUGACUGUGCUCUAUUACGACCCAGAUCUUUCGCAAGAGACACCUCGUUGGACUUACUACUCUUAUGCUCUAGGGAUGUUUUUGUACCAAACAUUCGAUGCCUGUGAUGGUAUGCACGCACGUCGUACUGGCCAAUCGGGACCAUUGGGGGAGUUAUUUGACCAUUGUAUUGAUUCCAUUAAUACAACUUUAUCAUUGCUACUGUACAUUUCCACUACAGGAAUUGGAUAUAGUUACAUGUUUAUUUUUGCCCAAUUCAGUGUGCUAUGUAAUUUUUACUUAAGUACAUGGGAGGAAUACCAUACCCAUAAACUAUUCCUAUCAGAAUUCUGUGGGCCUGUUGAAGGUAUAAUGAUGUUAUGUGUAUUAUAUUUCCUAACCGGUGUAUUUGGUCCUCAAACGAUCUGGCAUACCACAUUGUUUCAGAUUCCAUAUGACGGUAGAAUGAUUAAUUUUGAAACUAUACAUUUAAUGAACACAUUCUCUUCUGUUGCGUUGUUGUUUAACAUUUCAGCUGCCACAAAAAAUGUUUCUGAUUAUUACAAAGAGCAUGCUGGUUCUGAUCCUGCCCACAAAUCAAAAGUUGAUUCCAAAAUAUCUAAUGCAAUUAACGGAUUAAUUCCAUUUUUCUUAUUCUUUGCAUCUGUUUUCAUUCUGGUCUUGGUCGAUGAAAGAUUUAUGACGUUGCCAUUGAUAUUGAGUAUUGGUUUAAGUAUGGCCUUCGUGGUAGGUCGUAUCAUUGUAGCACACUUAACAUUACAAGAGUUCCCUCUUUAUAAUGUGGCAAUGUAUAUUCCAUCCCUCCAAUUAGUUUGCUUCAUUGUCAUGACUAAAAUAAUUGGUUCUGAUGAGAACAAAGUUAUAUAUGCUUUAGUCUGGAUGGGAUUGGGUCUUGCCCUCGGUAUUCAUGGUAUGUUUAUUAAUGAUAUCAUUUUUGAGUUCACUCAAUUUUUGGAUGUUUAUGCGCUGACUAUUAAACACCCAAAGAAAGUAUGA